AUGGCGGACACCGUGAAGGAGAACCAGCAGCAUCUCGCGCACAAGCGGAAGCCCACCGGAGCGCAGGGAAGACAUGGUGUUUCUAGCGAGCGGCUGGUUCUGACUCGACGAUGUUCCUUCAGCGCGGCGGACGAAACGCGGCUCAUGGACCGGCUGCUUACUGCUGGCGUUGUGUUUAACGUCCCAGUGUCUGCAAAGCGGUACAGCUCCGAGAGCUACGCGCCCUGUCCCGGCGUUGCCAGCAGUCCAUGCCCGGCGUGGAAAGGAGUUAUGCGACUGGGGGGAGGACAUGGGCUGAGCGGCCGAUUCAUCAUAACCUCACUUCCGACUAUCUACCACUGUAAGGACGGCGUCUUCCGGAAGUACCAGGGCGCUCGCACUAAAGAUGACUUCCUCAGCUUCGUCGAUGAGCAGAAAUGGAAAGCAGUCGAGCCGGUUUCCUCCUGGUUGGGACCAUCUUCGUUUCUAAUGAAUUCAAUGUCUGCUUUGUUCAAGCUCUCCAUGUUUAUCCGGCGUUGUCAUAACUACAUGACCGAGCAGCUGGGGAUUCCUGUUUGGGGCUCUUAUGUUAUCUUUGGCUUGGCCACUCUGUUUUCUGGCCUUGCGUUGGGACUGUUACUGGUGUUCAUCGCAGACUUUGUCUGCCCCUCGCGACGAUUUUCAUCUCCGGAUUACUACCAGAAGAAACAGUCGAUGCAGCAGGCGAGGUUACUCCAGCAACAAGAGGAAGAUCAUGAGGCUGACGGCGAGGAAGACGACGACGAAGAGGACGAAGAUGGCGACCAGGAUGACGUCUGGAGUAGAAGGAGAGGGUCCCCAGAGGGCCGCCCAGAACCUAAGGGACAGGGUUUCUCUGACGAAGCUCUGAGGAAGAGGGUGGUGGGCAACCGUGAGGAGGAGGAAGAGGAGGACACUUAGAGAGUCACAUGGCCCCUACACCUUUUUGAGAAGAGCACCGUGGAGUCAGCGGAGUCGGAGGAGCCUUGGUCCCGAGCAGCAGUGUUUACAGAAGGGAGCCCUAAAUGUCCCCCCACCCCUUAACCUCCCCUUCUUCUCCUUCUCCUCUGGGCCCCCAGAAACACCUCGCUUCUUUUCUUCUCCUUCCCUUGUUUUUUAAACGGGAGUGCUUUAAGACUCACCACCGCUCUCUCCGCCUGAGCAGCAGGCUCCACCUGGAACAAGCUGAAGCACUCCUGAUACCUGUUUCCACUCGUGGAAACAAACCGCCUGGCUGAGGUAUGAAGUGCAGUAGAGAUGGAUUCUGCAAUGUUGUUUAUGCUAUGCAUCGUUUUUUAAAGAUUGUUGUGUUUAUUAUAUGUUUAUCUCUGAUUCAUUAUACGAGGCUUGGGUUUGAGGUUUAUUUUGUUUAAAUUUUACUAUUCAGCUUACUUUGUGUUUAUAUAUAUUUGACAUACACUCGACAGUUCAACCCAACAACAAUGUUCACACACCACAUAUUCACCACAUUCAGUGUAGGACGGGGAAGAGAGUGGGAAGAAAUGGGCCCCAAAAUGUCACAGUUGUAAUCCUUAAGAUUUCAGUCCUGGUUGAUUUGGCAACACCUGUGGUUACCGCGGUAACGGCAAGCGCAGUUUAGUACUAAAACACUUGUUAAGCAGCUACUUUGUCGGGAACACAACAGAAGAGUGACGGUUGUGUCUGGUUACAGUGCAGCCAAACAAACUUGCGUUGUUUUAGUAAAGAAGUACGCUGAUAGUAACUGCAACCGUGAUGCAGUGAGCAGUUUCCACACAACCGCAGGAGACGGUAAAGUGAAGUUUACCUUGUUGAGUAGGAGGUGUGCAGAUCUGCGGCCACUCCUUCAUCUUCCAUUACUUCCCUGCAAACAUUUAAAUCCACUGAUGGGGGACAAAAAAAAUGCUGAAGAUGGCUGCCGUCUUUUUUGCAUUUUUGAUAAACAGACAAAUCUUGGUGACAAAUACAUUGCUUCACAAUAAAAGCCACCCGUAGAGUUGCCAAUUAAAUGCUUUUAUUGUGAAGCAGCAGCAGUAGGAAAUGUUUGGUAUGAAUUAGCAGUAAUUUAAUACUCUGCUACAGUGUUACAGGAGCAAACAGUAAACAAACAUAUCCGUUCAAAGAUCAAAUUACUCCGGAUUAUAUGCACUCUGAGAUCCCCUCCUUCAUGUGAAGGUAAAUUAAAGGUCCAGUGUGAAACAUGAGGAUCUAUUGACAGAAGUGAAAUAUGAUAUAGGUAUUCAUAGGUAUGUUUUCAUUAGUGUAUAAUCACCUGAAAACAAUAAUUGUUGUUUUCAUUAGCUUAGAAAGAGCUGUUUUUAUCUAUCUCACCUUCCAUUGAGGCCUCCAUGUUAAACUGCCAUAUUUCUACAGUAGCCCAGAAAGGACAAACCAAACAUUGGCUCUAGAGAGGGCCUAUCGCAACUUUCUCGGACAACGUAGUCCCUGCUACACACUUCACAGCCUGUUCCCAUUUCCAUGUCGUCUAAUACAGACGCCUGGCGGUGUUCAGUUCACCACUAGAUGCCACUAAAUCUGACACACUGGUCCCCCCAGUGUGGGAAUGGCGGACUCCACCACCAACACUGAAAACAAUAACUACAUUAAAUAGUUACAGCAGAAAAACACAGACCACAAACAGUAUUUAAAAAUGGGUUUGAUUUCAUAGAAGUCUUAAGGAUUACACUUAAACACGGGACACAGAGGUUUAAAUCUCCAGUUGUGUGUAAAGUCUGCAUCCUCUCUGCACAGCUACGUACAGGGCAGGAACCCUUCUUACAGCAUCUGUGCUCAGUAAUCACACCAAAACGUUGACUUUUGACUAAGCUCCAAUCUUUCCUGUUUGCAGAAAACCAGAUCCCGGUAGGUAGAUGCUGAAUUUUAAAAAAUGAACAAUAUUCACGUAAAUUAAAAACCCUGGUGGAUAGAUACGAAGUGUCCCCAUAAUGUAUCAUACAAUCAAUCAAGGGGCGUUUUCAUUUUCUUUUUUUGUUGUUUUUUGUUAAUGUUUACUUGUGAUUCUCUAAUUAUUAAAUGAUCUUACUUAAAGAACCCAGAUGUGUUGUGGACCUGUCAGUAGGUCUGCAGUACAGUAUAUGCAUGCCAUAAUACGACUAAAGAGAGGAUCAAUUUAGGGAUUUUUAUAAAUUGUAAACAGAGAGAAGGCUGGCGUAUCCGUCCUGACGCUGCUCUGCGUCGUGGAACAGUAAGAGGACUUUAAUGAAGCUGUCUUGCUCAACAAAGGGAGGCAUAAUUCAUCCUAAUGUUCUUUUAAUUUGACUUUUCUCUUUUUUUUUAGGCUCAACUUGUCAAAUUUGAACCUCAACUUCUGGGGUUAAUUUAUCUAAAAGGGUGAUUUUGUGUACAUUGGUUUCUCUUUGAAAUUGAAACACAUUGGCACUUUAUGCAUCUUUUUCAAAUAUUAAUGCCACUCUGAAUCUCAGUCUGUAUCCAUUUCAGUCUUGUACAGCAAAAAGGAGCCGUGUGUAUGUGUGUACGUGUCUGUGUGUGUCUGUGUGUACGACCAGUGUUUUUGAUACACAUUGCACUCUGUUGGUUGAUGAAGCUUACUGUAUGAUGACAUUAAUCUUCACGCUUUCUAUUCCAAAAAAAAGCUAAUUACUCACUUCAGUGACGGUGGAAACAGGUUGUAAUUUUUUUUACCCGACCACUAUUAACGGCUUGUAGCUUUCACACUUUACUCUUGAAUCGGCUGUGCUCCUUUAUUGUUUGAACAUUUCUUUUAAAUAAAGGGUUAACUCUGGAAA
Morone saxatilis (striped sea-bass) is the source of this 3743-nucleotide messenger RNA. RefSeq names its product thioredoxin-related transmembrane protein 1 (gene tmx1). Lineage: Eukaryota; Metazoa; Chordata; Actinopteri; Moronidae. The record is from RefSeq and is a predicted model, not a curated record. The coding region runs from base 1 to 918 and encodes 305 amino acids. The transcript is spliced from 9 exons.